GUGACCCACACUGAGACACUUCACCACUGUUAGACAGUGGACAGAAAGGCCAAACUGUGAAGACAAAUACCAUCUACCAAACUUCCUGAGGAGGUCCCGGGACACAUCAGCACUGAGUACCAUGAUGAUUAAGCCAUAUGUGAGACAAGGCGAGGGAGAGGAGGUCAUCAGCCCUCUGCAGUGGAUGGACGGAGACAUGAGCUCACCUGAUGGAGAUGCAUCAGUCUCAUCACACCACUACAGAGCAGGUGGAGUAAACCAACAGGACAGGGAGAUGGGGAGUGAGGAUGCACAGGAAGACGAGGAGGAGGAUGAGGAAGAGGAGGGACAAGAGGAUGAAAACGAGUCCAAACGGCGCGGGCCCAAGAAAAAGCGUAUGACAAAGGCCCGGCAAGAGCGAUUCCGUGUGAGGCGUGUAAAGGCUAAUGCCAGGGAGCGCUCACGUAUGCACGGUCUAAAUGAUGCACUGGAAAACCUGCGCACCAUCAUGCCAUGUCACUCCAAAACACAGAAACUGUCCAAGAUCGAGACAUUACGGCUGGCGCGCAACUACAUCUGUGCUCUGUCUGAGGCCCUGGAGGGGGGCCUUUCCACAGAGAGCAGGGCCUUCAUGGAGACACUGUGUAAGGGCCUCUCACAGCCCACCAGCAACCUGGUGGCUGGCUGCUUGCAGCUUGGACCAGUUUCUGGUGCUGGGAUGAGGCCUGAGGACAGACACAGAGUGCAGGCAGCACCUGCUCCUCUCAGUGGCAUGGUGAGCUAUUCCUCUCCGGGCCUGCCAAGUCCGCCGUAUGGCACUUUUGACUCUGCUCACCUGCUUCACCUGAGGGCGAUGAAAGGAGGAGUGUACGAGAAUCACUCGCCAAAUGAGUAUAAUGGCGGCGGUGUGGGAACCCCUCCAUACGACGGCCCCCCUACACCACCUCUGAGCAUCAGCAGUAACCUGGUGCCCAAACAGGAGCCUUCUCCCCACUACCGACCCCCACACCACUACUCCCCCUCCCCUGUGGAUCAGGGCCUGUAUCAGACUCAGACCAGCUAUGACGUACACUUAGAAGGGCCGUACAACUCCUACCAUCCACAGCACAUGCCCCCCCGACAGAUAACCUCCGUCUACAGAGACUAAGAUGGAUCAGGAGGGUCAAUUCUGAUUCAGCUAUCAAUAAACCUGACUGAUCGUCUUCGCUCUUUAAUCCUUCAUGAACACUGACUGACACUGACUGAAGGACCGGUCUCUCUCAGAAGACAGUCUGCCCGUAGAGAAACUGUAGAAUAAAAAUGGUUUGUUUACAUGUGUGGUGCACUGCUGAACAUUGUUAAAAUUAGAAAAUACUUGACUUAAACCAAUAUAUUUUCUUAAAACACUGAUUACCAAAUAAUGUAAGGACCUCGGGGAGUCCUAACAGGAAAUGGUGCUUUGGCCAUUUUGAACAUAUGUUCUGUUACUGUGAUAUAAUCACUUCUAAUUUAACUUUGGUAACAUCAGAUAUUCUACAUAAAUUUAAAGUAUUUUUAUUUAUUCUCUAAUUUAAUACAGUGUAUAUGGACUUUGUUCUGAUGUGCAGGUGUGUAUCUGGUUUUCCUUUUGUACAUAUUUGUGAAGGCUUCUUUUUGUUUGCUACUUAGACUGAUAGUUCAACUCUUGUAUUACUUUUGUGUCCUUUUCUUUUGUUGUUUAUUACUGUAUUUCAUGUUUUGCACUCAAAACAUAUUUCAGAGGUAGAUUUCGUAGCACUAUGUAGCUGAUCUUUGCAACCUGUUGUCUACAGAAGGUACAGAAAAUGCUUUUCAUUAAACAUGGAUCAAGGUGAAGAACCAAAAACGUCAU
Molecule: messenger RNA, 1828 nt
Organism: Perca flavescens (yellow perch)
Lineage: Eukaryota; Metazoa; Chordata; Actinopteri; Perciformes; Percidae
Product: neurogenic differentiation factor 4
Exons: 2
Coding region: 122-1126 (334 amino acids)
Biological process (GO): positive regulation of transcription by RNA polymerase II; camera-type eye development; axon development
Cellular component (GO): nucleus
Molecular function (GO): protein dimerization activity; DNA-binding transcription factor activity, RNA polymerase II-specific; E-box binding
Source: RefSeq, a predicted model, not a curated record